Molecule: messenger RNA, 1396 nt
Organism: Phialemonium atrogriseum
Lineage: Eukaryota; Fungi; Ascomycota; Sordariomycetes; Cephalothecales; Cephalothecaceae
Product: fungal-specific transcription factor domain-containing protein
Exons: 2
Biological process (GO): positive regulation of transcription by RNA polymerase II
Cellular component (GO): nucleus
Molecular function (GO): DNA-binding transcription factor activity, RNA polymerase II-specific; transcription cis-regulatory region binding; zinc ion binding
Source: RefSeq, a predicted model, not a curated record
UCUAGAACUCGAACGGGCUGUCUUACCUGUCGAGAGGAGGGAUACAAAUGCGAUGAGCAGCGGCCAUAUUGCGGCCGGUGUGUCCGUCUCGAGAAGGUUUGCAAAGGAUACGGCCUCGUGCUCAAAUGGCAAGCAUGUAAGACACCACGGAGCCUCAACAACACACCUCCUGCGGCCGGAAACGACGACAUAUCCCUCGGUUCAGCAACCCCGCAUCAUCAACAGGACACAGAAGCCGUGCUUGCGGUCAACCCAUCCUACAUUCCCCCGGAUAUCGAUCCCGAAACUCGACGGCUGCUGCACCACUGGACCGUAACUCUGGCCGCAGUGGUUUCCAUGGCUCCCACGAGUAACCAGAACCCAUUCUUGGUCCAUCUCACUCCAAUGCUCUUCCGAUCAGCCGCCCUCCGGUUCGCCAUCUCGGCCAUGGCCGCCAGCCAUCUGGCCGUCCUGCACGCCGACGGGUCGAUGGAGACAACUGCAUCCCGGCACCGGCUACGCGCCGUCUCGUCACUCCGCCAAACAAUCCAAACCCAUGACCCGGAACUCUCCCUGGCCGCCAUCCUUAUGCUGCAGGUCUCCGACCGACUCUUCACCGCCGACAACAAGGUGAACCACCUCUCCGGCGCCAAGGCGGUCAUCACGCAGGGAGGAGGCCUGGCUGGCUGGGCGGGCUCGAGCGCCCAAUUUCUCCUCGGCGUAUCCUUCUAUCACGACGUACUCUCCUCGGUUUCCAGGGGCACGACCCCGCUGCUCGACCUCGGCGGUUCAGUCCCCAGCGAAGGACUGCCCUGCAUGCAGGAACUGGCAUCCGUACUCGGCCUCGUGGGCACGAUCAGCAGGAUGCAGGGCCAGGCGCCGGAGCUCGACAGAUCCCAGGCCCACGCGGUCGAGGAGGCACUGGAGGCGAGCAUAAUGGGCACCGCCGGCGAUGGCGCCGGGCUCGACGACAUCGGCCACACGACGCGGGCCUACAGACACGCCGCCUUCAUCUACCUGUACCGGGUCUGGCUCUCCUCGGGGGCGCCCCACCCCUCGACGGCCGGACACGCCGAGCGCUGCCUCUACCACCUGUCGCACGUGCCCAUCACGUCGCCGCUCGCGUCAGCUCACGCCUGGCCCCUGUGGACGGCCGGCUGCGAGUCGGUCGACGGCCGGGCGAGGGGGUUCGUGCGCGACAGGCUCGACGCCAUGUUCAGCGUCCGCCACCUGCCGUCGCUGCGGAGGAUGAAGGACGACAUGGAGGAGGUCUGGCUCACCAAGGAUGCCCAGCGCAGCCUGACGGGCAUGGAUGACGUGGACUGCGUGAGAUUCAUCUUGGAGAACCGCCAGAGAGAGGCGGAUCUUGCCUGAGAUCAGAUUGCAUUUCAGAACGGAGAACGAUCAACGAUGAGUG